UUAGUUUAUAAUGUGUAAAUAUAUUUUUGUUGUUAUUGUUUUUAUAUUGGCCUUAAUAGUUGGAAUUAUAAACAACUUAACAUUUAGAAUCUAAGUAAUUAUUAUAAUAUCAUACACAGUAGACAAAAUAAAUAUUAAUUUGACUGUGCAAUGAAUAAUACUGUUGAAAGAUUAUUUGAGACUAAUUUAUCAAAUACAAUUAAUAAUAUGAAUGAUGAAACUAGAACAAACCAGAAGAGAAGUAUUAUUGAAAAUAGCAUUAUUAUAGAAGAUGACUAUGGUUAUAUAAAAGAUGGAAAUGGACAAAAUGUCAAAGUAACUAAAUAUACAUUAUUAAAUGAACAAAAAGCAUUUAUCGAAAUAAUUAAUUAUGGUGCUACAGUUAUUUCGUGUUGGGUGCCUAAUGCACUAGGUGAAUUAGAGGAUGUUUUACUUGGUUUUGAUACAAUUGAAGACUAUAGAUUACGGAAUGAACACUACAUUGGAUGUACGUUAGGCAGAGUAACAGAUUAUAUAAGUAAUGGUAAUUUUAUUAAUGAUCAUGGUAGCAUUAAUGAACUAAGUAAAAAUCAUGGAAUACAUCAUUUCAAUGGCGGUGAAAAGGGGUUCGAUAAGGUCUUGUGGGAUGGUUAUGUAGCAGGCAAUGAACUUGUGUUAACAUAUUCAAGUAUAGAUGGUGAAGAAGGCUAUCCUGGAACAUUACAAGCACGGAUUAUUUUUCAUUUUACUUGUAAAAAUGAAUUAGUUGUUGACUAUACUUGUAUGACAUCAAAAUCGACUCCAGUCAAUAUUUCAACAAACAUGUUUUUCAAUUUGGCUGGACAUAACACUGGAGAGUCUGAAAUCUUGAACCAUUCAAUAAUGGUUAAUGCUGAUGAGUAUGUGCCAGUAAAAUUGCCAGACCGAAUACCUCUUGGUUUUCUUAAAAAUGUCCACCAUACAUGUCUUGACUUACGUGUGCCAAGAUUAUUGAAAAAAGCUUUUACUUUAGUCCCAGAUUACGGAUACAAUCACACAUUUAAGUUAUUCAAAGGCAAAGAACGAAAAGCAUUUAACUUAGCAACUAGUUUAGUGCAUUUACCUAGCGGACGUAUAUUGGAUAUUUAUACAGAUAUGCCAUGUAUCUUUGUAAAUACAGCUCAAAAUUUUCCUAUCUACGGCAAAAUGUUUUUUGACGAAGAAGUUUUAAAGAUAACUAAUAUAUCAACACCAAAUGCAAAAUUCGGUAUUAAUGGAAAUGAACAAACGAGUUGCGUGUUGGAUGAGUAUAAAUCCACAAGCGAUUUAGAAAUGCUUCCAGAAGAUGAACAAGAUGAAGAGUGUGUGAUAGAAACAACUUCAUUGCAAAGUAAAUUCAAUAUCCAUGAUGAGCCAAUUUUAGGGAAAUCGAACACCGUGUAUACCAAACAUUCGGGAAUUUGUAUUCGUCCACAACUUUUUCCAGAUGCUGUUACAUAUAAAAACUUCAAAAAUAGUAUCAUUCUAAAACCAUCAAAUUUGUACAGUCAACGAGUCAUUUAUAAAUUUGGCGUUGUUACAAUUUAAAUAAAAAUCAAUUAUAUUAGUAAAAUCUUACAUAAUAGUUCAUUCUCCAGAAUGACCACACAUUGUUUCAGUGAUUAUGUAUAUUUUUUAGGGUUUUUAAGCCCCAGAUCAAAAUGUA
This is a messenger RNA of Sipha flava (yellow sugarcane aphid), 1663 nucleotides long. RefSeq names its product aldose 1-epimerase-like. Bases 151 to 1545 code for a protein of 464 amino acids. The transcript is spliced from 6 exons. NCBI's taxonomy places the organism in Eukaryota, Metazoa, Arthropoda, Insecta, Hemiptera, Aphididae. The record is from RefSeq and is a predicted model, not a curated record. Gene Ontology annotation, biological process: beta-D-galactose catabolic process via UDP-galactose, Leloir pathway; glucose metabolic process. Gene Ontology annotation, molecular function: aldose 1-epimerase activity; carbohydrate binding.